AUUUUAAUUGGUGCAACAUUAGCUGGGACCCACAAUUUUGGAAAAGGUGGUCGAACCAGGAAGGUGGUAUUUUUGAGUCAUUGACUCUCUAAGUUCCAAUUUUUAAUUUUUUUUUAUAAUGGUUACGUAGCUUUCGUAUCAAGUUUGGUUGUCUUCACCUAUAUCAAUCACCGCUCUACAUUUUUCUCAUUUGUAGUACACGUACUUUGUUUUAAAUCAACGCACCAAAAAAUGAAAUUAUCAAGAAAAAGAAAAACAGAACACAACACAAAAUAUGAGUAUGCCCAAAGCCUAUACUCUUCUUAUGACAUUAGAGUUGGGUUCGAUUGGAAUUAAGUAUCAAGGUUUAAACACUAAUCCCUUCCAACAAUCACCCCAAACCUUGUUGCUAUUUUUGACAUCUAUCUUUUGUCAUGUCGUUUCAUCCACAGCUGACUUGACCUUACCAAGUACUAUGAUCAUAUUCCACUUUUCCGGGAUUGUUGCAUGUGAGACACUUUUAUGGAUUCUCCUUCCUGAAUUUUGGAAUUGGUACAUCAUCAACAUAUUCCUUUUGAUGGUUACUACUUUCUGUUUCUUCAACUACAUUCAUAGUAUCGUUAAGCUCUUCCUUCCUACAAAUUCAAGGGCUGUUCCUAUUGCUCAACCUCCAAAUCCAGAAUCACAGCAGGAAGCUCAGGUAAUUCAGCAAACAUCAAGCAAUAUUAUGCAACCUGUUUUUCUCGUAUCGCUGGAAUGGUUCUUUUUGGUGGUCUCCUUGCACCCAAUUGUGCUGGCAACAGAUACAGAUUGGGUGGUUAGGCUGACAACUAUGCUGCUCAAAGAUCCAGAGGCAGUAUGCAAGUCUCUACAUACUUCGGAACUUUAAUUAUGGGAACCCUCAAAUAGUUCCAGGCUUCCCUCAAAUGAAAACCUUGAUGGAGAGGUCCUAGCUGACAACAAUUUGCUGGUCCAAAAGGAACAUGACAUACUAGUUUCUGGACCACGAGAUGAUAAAACCAGAAGCAGAGAGAAUUCAGGAAAAAGACCUAGGAGCUCGACUGAGGUCCCCAAGAACAAGAGGAAUGUUAAAUGCAUGAAGAAUAUGAGAUGUGGUUUUAUAAGCACAGAAGAGAAUACAGGUCCUGGUUCUCAAGAUCAGACCUUAAGCAGUUCUACAGUUAUGUGGAGGUGCAUCUUCAAGUUUGAGUCAGAACAAUUCUACAGCUCUGAAGUUAAGCGGCCAAUCAAUAUCUAGUAGAGGUCCUGCUACUGAUCCAGAUAGUCUCUAUUCAAGAGUUAGGGCCUGUUUGGAUAGACGGUUUAUUUGCAGCUUAUAGCACAAAUUCUCAUCAUGAUAAGCGCUUUUGCAUAAGUUUACAUAAGCUAUUUUUAUAGAAAAAGAUAAAAUAAAUUUUAAUUGUUUUUGUAUAUGCUAUAAGUUGCUUUUAUAAGCAAUAUCGGAGAUCUUGAGAAAAUAAGACGAAAAAAAUCUUGUGCAAAUUGUCAUAAGUUGUUUUCAUAAGUUCAA
Molecule: messenger RNA, 1510 nt
Organism: Medicago truncatula (barrel medic)
Lineage: Eukaryota; Viridiplantae; Streptophyta; Magnoliopsida; Fabales; Fabaceae
Exons: 5
Coding region: 275-868 (197 amino acids)
Source: RefSeq, a predicted model, not a curated record